Neodiprion virginianus is the source of this 695-nucleotide messenger RNA. RefSeq names its product B9 domain-containing protein 2-like. NCBI's taxonomy places the organism in Eukaryota, Metazoa, Arthropoda, Insecta, Hymenoptera, Diprionidae. The transcript has 4 exons. The record is from RefSeq and is a predicted model, not a curated record. The coding region runs from base 162 to 689 and encodes 175 amino acids. Gene Ontology annotation, cellular component: MKS complex. Gene Ontology annotation, biological process: cilium assembly.
UAAUUUCGCACCACAAACAAACAAAACGAAUAAUUGUUGUUUACACCUUUCGUUGACAGAAGAGACUUUUCACUUAUACAAUUCGGUAGUAAUAUUUUAACGGCUAUUUACCAUUAUACUGCAAGGUUUCGAUUUAUGCAUUGUCAAAAUGAUUAUGGAAUAUGGCUGAGCUACAUAUUAUUGGUCAAAUAAAGUCUGCAAAGAAUUUUCAAGCAUCGAAUCUCUUCUGUAAAUGGAGUUUUCACGUUGGUGGAGGGUGGAAACUGAUAGACGGAUCUGCAGAGGGACAAACUCAAGAAUGUUGUGAUUUUUAUACUGAUAUGCCAGUCUGGGAUCAUCCUGUGGAUUUACAUUAUACAACGCAGACUCUCCAAGGUUCUCCAAAGCUACUUCUACAAAUAUUUUGCCGAGACGAUUAUGGCAGAGUAUUAUUUGUAGCCUAUGGAGUCAGUUCCAUACCUCUAACGCCAGGAGCUCAUACCGUCACCUGUCAUACAUGGAAACCAGUCGGUGACUGGCAAGACAGAUUGAGAGACAGAUUUUUAGGCGUGAGUUUGCAACUGAAAUCGCCAAACGCUUUAGUCAACACCGAAGACAGAUUCGAACUGCUCACUCAGACAAUGGGCUCGGUGAAUAUAGACCUGCAUAUACUGGCACGGAAUUUCGAAAAAUUCGGCUGUCGUUUGUAGUGGACG